AUAAAAGCGUUGGCGCGAUAGUUCAUUUGCUGACAUGCAUCCUGCGCUGUCAUAGAACCUUUAUUUUUGAUGAAAGUCUAAAUUCCGGAAAACCAAUCGAGAUGUUUUUUGAACGACUACAAUCGACACAUUUCCACUCUAGCUGGGCACAGAACCAACACCAUCGUUUCUUAAAAAACAACCUAUACACAAAUAAACAUAUAUUUCUUACUUACGAGGGGACAGCAUUCUAAAUUCCACACAGACAUGGCGGCAACAGUUGACUUCAGGACCCAUGUUGACCAGUCAUGCAGGUACUCAGAGGAAUUUGUCAACAUUUAUUAUGACUGCAUGGACAAGAAGAGGCGGAACCUGACUCGUCUGUAUCUGGACAAAGCAACUCUGGUGUGGAAUGGAAACGCAGUGUCAGGCCACAACGCUCUUGGAGAAUUCUUUGAGUCACUUCCAUCCAGCGAGUUCCAGGUCCACACACUGGACUGUCAGCCAGUACAUGAACAAGCAACCCAAGGGCAGACUACGCUGCUUGUGGUCACUGUGGGAAUGGUGAAGUUUGAUGGGAACAAGCAGAGAUACUUUAACCAGAACUUUCUCCUGACGGCACAAGCUUCACCAAACAGCGAUCAACCUGUUUGGAAGAUCGCAAGUGACUGCUUCCGUUUCCAAGACUGGAACAGCUGAAAAACCUGUGGCCACUGUUUCUCAUUUCUCUCUUUUCUGUAUGUAUCCAUAUCCCAUUUUAGUGAAAAGCUUCAAGUUGUAAUAUGUAAAGUAUACUGUGUGCCUAUUUUAUUUUAUUUUUUAAAUAAAAAAAUACAAAGAGGUAUAAUCAACAAAAAAAACACAUUUAUUCAUCACAAUGUAACCCCACAAAUUAUGGAAAACAAGAAAUGCUCAGUGAAGAAUAUACACUGUACUUUGAGGGUAUACAUUUACAUACCUGUCUUUUGACCCACACAAGUGGAAAAACCCCUUUCACAACAUUCACAAUAAGAACAAAAAAUCUUUGGGGUCAAAAUUGCACAUCUAACUGAUAACAGACUGUUUCACAGUAGCAAAGUUAUCCUUGUAACUGCUUGAGUAGGAUACCAAGUAGUGGUAUGCCUUUUUUGUGAUGGAACAAUUUUAGAUGCACAUAAAGUCUAGAUACAAAAAUGCAGAAAUAUGCACAUAAAUAAGUCUAGAAAGAUCCCAUACAGAUACUCAUUGCCAAUUAAAUAUAUUAAAUAUAGUCUUCCUGAGUCAUUUAGGAUUUUACAUGUCAUUUGACAGU
Hypomesus transpacificus is the source of this 1270-nucleotide messenger RNA. RefSeq names its product nuclear transport factor 2-like export factor 2 (gene nxt2). The transcript is spliced from 4 exons. The record is from RefSeq and is a predicted model, not a curated record. Gene Ontology annotation, cellular component: nuclear pore central transport channel. The coding region runs from base 247 to 678 and encodes 143 amino acids. Gene Ontology annotation, biological process: protein import into nucleus. Lineage: Eukaryota; Metazoa; Chordata; Actinopteri; Osmeriformes; Osmeridae.